UGUGCGGUGCGGUGCAGAGCGGAGGCGGAGGCGGGCGCGCGGGCAGCUCGCGGGCACCCGGCCGGGCGGGCGCGGGAGCGGGAAAGGGUGCGCUAUGCCUUUAACGCCCGCGUACAGUAGACAUGUAUAGUGGAGUGUAGGGAAACUCUAGGCGGGGUUAAAGUUCAGCUCAUGGAGCGGCAAUCGCGCUGGCUGGCUGGCUGCAGUUGAGCCGAGUUGGAAAUGUGAACGCAAGAAGCAGGCUUGAUUUUUUUUCUCCCCCCUUCUCUCUCUCUCUCUUCCUCUCUCCCUCUUUCUCCUUUCUCACCCGCACUCACGCACACCUCCAAACCGCACACCCAGACGCACACGCACACCCCACCGCCCGGCAGUUAUGUAUUCUCCGCUCUGUCUCACCCAGGAUGAAUUUCAUCCUUUCAUUGAAGCACUUCUGCCCCAUGUCCGAGCCUUCGCCUACACAUGGUUCAACCUGCAGGCCCGAAAACGAAAAUACUUCAAAAAACAUGAAAAGCGUAUGUCAAAAGAAGAAGAGAGAGCCGUGAAGGAUGAGUUGCUAAGUGAAAAACCAGAGGUCAAGCAGAAGUGGGCAUCUCGACUCCUGGCCAAGUUACGGAAAGACAUCCGACCUGAGUACCGAGAGGAUUUUGUUCUUACAGUUACGGGGAAAAAGCCUCCAUGUUGUGUUCUUUCCAACCCAGACCAGAAAGGCAAGAUGCGAAGAAUUGACUGCCUUCGCCAGGCAGAUAAAGUCUGGAGGUUGGACCUUGUUAUGGUGAUUUUAUUUAAAGGUAUUCCGCUCGAAAGUACUGAUGGCGAGCGCCUGGUAAAGUCCCCACAGUGCUCGAACCCCGGGCUCUGUGUGCAGCCGCACCACAUAGGGGUUUCUGUUAAGGAACUCGAUUUAUAUUUGGCAUACUUUGUGCAUGCAGCAGAUUCAAGUCAAUCUGAAAGUCCCAGCCAGCCAAGUGACGCUGACAUUAAGGACCAGCCAGAAAAUGGACAUUUGGGCUUCCAAGACAGUUUUGUCACAUCAGGUGUUUUUAGUGUGACUGAGCUUGUAAGAGUGUCACAGACACCAAUAGCUGCAGGAACUGGCCCAAAUUUUUCUCUCUCAGAUUUGGAAAGUUCUUCCUACUACAGCAUGAGUCCGGGAGCAAUGAGGAGGUCUUUACCCAGCACAUCCUCUACCAGCUCCACAAAGCGCCUCAAGUCUGUGGAGGAUGAAAUGGACAGUCCUGGUGAAGAGCCAUUUUACACAGGCCAAGGGCGCUCCCCGGGCAGCGGCAGUCAGUCCAGCGGAUGGCACGAAGUGGAGCCAGGAAUGCCAUCUCCAACCACACUGAAGAAGUCGGAGAAGUCUGGUUUCAGCAGCCCCUCCCCUUCGCAGACCUCCUCCCUGGGAACCGCAUUCACACAGCACCACCGACCUGUCAUCACAGGACCCAGAGCAAGCCCGCACGCAACACCGUCGACUCUUCAUUUCCCGACAUCGCCCAUUAUCCAGCAGCCCGGGCCUUACUUCUCUCACCCAGCCAUCCGCUAUCACCCUCAGGAGACGCUGAAAGAGUUUGUCCAACUUGUCUGCCCUGAUGCUGGUCAGCAGGCUGGACAGGUGGGGUUCCUCAAUCCCAAUGGGAGUAGCCAAGGCAAAGUGCACAACCCGUUCCUUCCCACCCCAAUGUUGCCACCACCGCCGCCACCACCGAUGGCCAGGCCUGUGCCUCUGCCGGUGCCAGACACAAAGCCUCCAACCACGUCAACAGAAGGAGGUGCAGCCUCCCCAACCUCACCAACCUACUCGACACCCAGCACCUCCCCCGCAAACCGAUUCGUCAGUGUUGGACCACGGGAUCCAAGCUUUGUAAAUAUCCCUCAACAGACACAGUCCUGGUACCUGGGAUAAAAGUUGCAGCGUCCCACCAUCCACCAGACAGACCACCUGACCCCUUCUCAACACUGUAACAUGGACGCGUCCUCAACCCAGCGCGGUUACAACUUCACUGUCAGUGGAAGGGGAGAAUCAAAUCAACUUGUACAUGGAAACAGCGAGCAUUAUGGUCAAACAGCAAAGGCCAUAACCUUUUGGGAUUUUUUUUUUUAAAUACUUUAGGGACUGUUGUAAUUUUCUCAUAUGGUGCUGGAAAUGGUUGGGCUUUGUAACAUUUGGAGUGUUUUCUGUGGUAGCGUGAGCAUUAGGUGACGUGGCUAGUGGAGGUCUACCCUUGCUCACUGACUUCCCAUUGUAACACACUUUCCUUACGGAGCCUGGCUGUUUCACAGUAUUUCAUGAAUUUACCCACACAGGUGUGAGCCUCCUUGAGUCAUCAGGAGGCACAUGGAGAACUAAAUCUUUUGUAGUAGCUGAGAUCUGCAAUAUAUAACUUAUGGGACAGUCAAAGGGCAAUGUUUUUCUGUAACAUAUUGGAAAAAGAAAAUGCAGUUAUGUUCCUUUUUUAUUUUUUCUUUUAGUUUGGUUUGGUUCAGCAGUCAGCAGUUAAAUAUAUAACAUGGCCCACAAGGACAGUGAAUCCACUCACAUUGCAGAACAAUUCCGAAAUGACAAACUACUACUACUACUAUUCAGUUUUUUAAAAGUUGUGAAAUGCUGCACUUACAUUAAAAAAAAAAAAAAAACAUUUUUUUCAACAAUUUCAACAAUGACACACAAAUUCACAUGGAAAUGGGGAAGAUGGUCUGUUUUGACAGAAACUGACAGGAAUCAAUCAAAACAAUCGAAUUUUGAAAUGAGUAAAGUGCAAUUUCAUUGGAUAGCUAAAUAUCUUUGUAAGAUAGAGAUUGUUGAAAAUUCUAUUUUUGUUUUUCAAGUCCUUCCACCCCGGGACUCUAAAUUAUCGGGGUAAAAAACAGCCUUGCAAGAAAAAAGGGGAGCUAUUUUUGCUUUUUAUGUUUUUUAUUGUUAAACUUGUAUCCCUUUAAAAACUGAAGGAAAAUUUAAAAAAAAAAAACAAAAAAACAAAUCUAAUGGUGCUUUUACCACGAUAUGUUAACUACAUUAAAUGCUAAUUAAUUAUUUUCUGUUAUCAAAGCACAUAACUAAAAUGAAAUCAUGGUAUCUGUUAAUUUUAUAAGCUAGAAGUCACUAUAAUGGAUUAUGCCAAUUCUGAAAAUUUUUACAUGUAUCCAGCAACAUAGGAUUUAUCAGUUAUCAGACACUUCAUUGUACCAGAGAUUGUCCAGAACUUUUCAAGACCUUUGCGCCCCUGAACUGGGCUAUGGGGAAAAAAAAAAUAACAAUAAUAAUAAUAAACCAAUACUGACACAAAUGCUGGUGGGUGCCCAUUCAGAUCAAGGGUACCUGUUAGGGAAAAAAAAAAAAAAAAAGUUUGCACCCCCAAAUGUCCUGUAGCUUAUGUAAAAAAAAAAAAAAAAAAAAAAAAACACACACACACAAACGAAAAAACAAAAAAAAAAAAAAAAAAAAAAAGUGCAAGUGAUUUUUCUACCAGACAGCGAAGCACCCCUUUGCUUCCCAUGCAACUUCAAGAAGGUUUCCUAUACUAUACAUAUAUAUACGUUCUGGUUGGCAAGCCCUGCUGAUCAGAGAAAGUCUCUGCAUGUUCUAGUGUUAGUAACUAAUUUUUAUAUAGUUAAUGUAGGAUAAAGUAGAGUGCAUUAAGACACAAUAUUGUAAUCCCUACUCUAGGCACUUGCCUUUAAACUAUGUUUUUCAGCCCUUCAGAAGGGUUCUACUACUGUCCUAUACAAUCAAGUAACUGAAAUUCUUGGGAAGACACUUUGCUCCUCAUCUUUCCCCCCCGAAACAAUGUUGUUUUGUUUUGUUUUUUUUCCUUAAUUUGCACGAAAACAAAAAUUCCAUAUCAAUGUGCCUUGCCCUGGAUAGCGAUUAUUUGUGGAAUUGUUGCACAUGCUCCUCUAUUGAAAGGGGUUUUUCCCUAGUCAAGCAUUUGGAGACACUUUUUGUAAAUGUGACUUUUAUGUCAGCCAUCGUCAGUUUCAACAUCUAGAACUAAAUAGAGAGUUAGUUGUUCCGCAGAUAGGAGUAGUCUUUAUUGUCCUCUGUGGUCAGUGGCAGUGCUAUUCUGAGAUCUGUAGAUGGCUUAGAAUAUCAGUAUUUUGGAUGUUGCUGCAUUUUACAAUUUAUUUGGAGUCUUCCUUUAUUCCCCCCCCCCAGAUAUAUGAAAAUAUGCAAUACCUGCUUAUAUCGUGUAGAAAAGCUUAGCGAUUAUUAAUUUUUCUUUUAUUUUUUUUAUUUGACCAAAGUCGGUGCUGCACUUGACGCAGUGUGUUUUAGGUGUUUGUCUUUGUACUUUUUUUGUGAUUUUUGAAUGCACGUGCGCAGGAAGGGCUCCUCUUAGAGAAGCAGUCAAACUGUGAAGCACUAAGCUGACCCUGCUUCAAGCAAUUUUGUUUUUACAACUGUUCCUUUCACAAGCAAGCCUUAAAAAAAAAAAAAGACAACUUCCUUUUUCUUCAGCUCCCACACCCCAUUUUUCUUAGCAGACUGCAGUCAAUCCACAUUCAAUAAAAAGUAUAUAAUGCCCAUUUUUAUAUGCACGUUUUUAAACUUCCAAGUUCUGAAAAUUGUUUACUGGUUAUCUCUAUUUAAGGAAAAAAAAAUAAAAUAAAACAUUUUGGAUUUUCAUAUGUGUCUGAUAAGUGGUUGAAUAGUCGUUUGGCGCUGUUGUAUGGUGUGAUUGUCAGUAUAUGGUGUCACUUCCUAUAGCCAGCCAGCAUACUUUGCCUUCCCCUAUAGCACUUAGCUGGGCAUUACUUUAUUAUGACAUAUGUGCACUAAAAAAAAGAAAAAGUAAAAAAAACAAAAACAAAAAAAAA
Messenger RNA from Mustela erminea (ermine), 4815 nucleotides. RefSeq names its product nuclear factor I A (gene NFIA). The record is from RefSeq and is a predicted model, not a curated record. Lineage: Eukaryota; Metazoa; Chordata; Mammalia; Carnivora; Mustelidae. Gene Ontology annotation, molecular function: RNA polymerase II cis-regulatory region sequence-specific DNA binding; DNA-binding transcription factor activity, RNA polymerase II-specific. The transcript is spliced from 11 exons. Gene Ontology annotation, biological process: regulation of transcription by RNA polymerase II. Bases 374 to 1903 code for a protein of 509 amino acids. Gene Ontology annotation, cellular component: nucleus.